AUGGGCACUCAAUAUAUGCUGUUUCAUUGCGUGUACACCAUCCCGGUAGCAGCGGUGUUGGCCGUCUUCUACUACCCGUUCUUCACGGCCCGGGAUAUCUGCAAGAUAGUCUUUCUGAACAUUCUGGCGGUUACCGCAACGAUACCAUGGGCUUCGUACCUCAUCCGCCACCAUAUCUGGACUUAUCCGCCAGAUGCGACUAUCAACCGCACGCUCUUCGACAUUCCCGCGGAGGAGAUCGCCUUCUUCGUCCUGCAGACCUGCAUCACCAGUCUGGUGUACUGCAUCUGCACUAAGCCGCUGGUGCAGCCGAUGUACCUGCAAUCGGACCCGUUGCGAUGGGUCAGGAAUCUCGGAGGGAUUGUGCUUCUCGCACUGCUGCUGAGUGGCGCUGCGUGCUUUGUCUCGGGUGGGAGGACGACAUACAUGGGCCUCAUUCUCCUCUGGGCUCUGCCGGUCAUACUGGUUCAAUGGACCCUGGUCUAUCCUUUCAUCGUCAGUCUGCCGUGGCGAGCAACUGCCAUCCCUAUCCUCCUCCCGACGGUCUACUUCUGGCUCGCCGACCGCAGCGCCAUGGCAGCCGGGUUCUGGUCCAUCGUGCCAGAAACACAACUAAAUAUGGUCUUCUUCCUCAUCACCAACGUGAUGAUCGUCUUCGGCCUGGUGGGCUUCGACUACGCAUUCGCGUUAGCCGAUUACGAGCACCUCUGCACGGGCGCCGGCCCCACGAGUCGAGGUUCAGUGCGAACCGCACUGCGGGCGUUAGUACAACGAACACAGAUCCAGACGACAGUGAUCGCAGAGCUCCAAGACGCGGUCGCGCGGCUGCACGCGAAGAGCCAGAGCAUGUUCGUGGGCAGCGCGCUGUUCCAGGGCGCGUUGCGCAUCGAUCUGAUAUACCUAUACUCCUUCUGCCACAUGAUCGAUGAUCUGAUCGACGAAGCGCGGGACGAGCGCGAGGCACGGCACUGGAUCGCCGUUUGUCGGAUGAUGCUGGACGCACGCACUACCAAACAAGAGAAAAGCAGUGCAAACGGCGUCGCGCACGACUUCAAACGGCACCUCCUCCAACGCGCCGUCAACGCGUUGCCGGUCUCCCGCAUGUCCGCCCAGCCCCUGUACGACCUGCUGAAAGGCUUCGAGAUGGACCUGGCAUUCAGCGACCAGCGUCGCCCAGCGUUCCCAAUCGCCACCGAGGCUGACCUAGACCGUUACGCCGCGUACGUGGCCAGCACGGUGGCCCAGCUGGUGCUGGAUCUGAUCCACCACUACCACAACCGCGCGCACCGCUACGAUCACGAGGACAUGGCACGCGCCGACCGCGUCAUCGGUCAGGCGCUGCAGUUCAUCAACAUCGCGCGCGACAUCCACCGCGACGCGGCCAUCGGACGCGUGUAUAUCCCCACUGAAUGGCUCGAGCCCGCGGGACUUACCCCAGCCAAUCUGCUGCAUAAUCCCACCUCCCCUGCCGCGUAUCAGCUGCAGACGAAACUGCUCGACAAGGCCGACGUGCACUAUCUGGCGGCUCGGGACGCAAUCGAGCGUCUACCGCCUGGCGUGCGUGAGCCCGUCCGCACUACUGUCGAGAGCUACGUGGAGAUCGGACGCUAUCUGCGCGAGAGACACGGGCACACUCUGGCUACAGAGAAGAAGAUGCGACUGCCCUUGCGACGGCGGCUAAAAGUGGCGUGGCUGGCGAUGCUGUGA
Messenger RNA from Aspergillus homomorphus CBS 101889, 1707 nucleotides. RefSeq names its product terpenoid synthase. Lineage: Eukaryota; Fungi; Ascomycota; Eurotiomycetes; Eurotiales; Aspergillaceae. Gene Ontology annotation, biological process: biosynthetic process. The transcript is spliced from 6 exons. Bases 1 to 1707 code for a protein of 568 amino acids. The record is from RefSeq and is a predicted model, not a curated record. Gene Ontology annotation, molecular function: intramolecular lyase activity.